Messenger RNA from Lingula anatina, 3211 nucleotides. RefSeq lists its product as uncharacterized. NCBI's taxonomy places the organism in Eukaryota, Metazoa, Brachiopoda, Lingulata, Lingulida, Lingulidae. The record is from RefSeq and is a predicted model, not a curated record. Gene Ontology annotation, biological process: regulation of gene expression. Gene Ontology annotation, cellular component: nucleus.
UGCUAAGCAGACGAAGAGAAGCAAAGGAACAAAAUGGCGAGGAAAAAUCAACAACAAAACUCGCCCAGAAAGUCACCUAGACUGAAACAGAGAGAGGAAUCUAGCAGUUCCACAUUGGUAAAAACUGAAGAGGACUCUUCAGAUCUGGAGGAUGGUGAAAUGGAAGUUGAUGUGGAGGGGGACAUUGAAGAAUCUCACAAUACAAGUUCUGAUCUUUGCACCUUUGACACCAGUGUUGAGGUAGAUCAAGAUCCAGAAGAUGACAAAGGCUCCAGUGAUGAAGAGGAGAUUGACAUGGAAGAUGUCGGAGAUGAGGAUCAGUUAGACUCGCAAAACAGGGGAAACAUGAUGUUAGAUGUGCUCGCACAGGUAGCAUCAGAAACCCUUGCAAGUGAUCCAUCAGCUGCAAAAACUCCAACCAAGAAGUUAACAGCCCGCAGUAUGCAGUCUCUGGAUGUGCUGUCAUUGGACCAGAUAGCCCAGCUCACAGACAAACAGCUUUUGGCAUUAUUCUCAGAUACAUCUGCACAUGAGCUGAAGCGGAACUAUACCUACACAUGUUACUUAAUGCCUGGAAAGUGCAAUAGUAGUUUCACCAGUUUUGGUAAUGAAAAUAGAGCCAGGUUGCAGAUGAGAACACAUCUUCUUGACCAUGUCAGUGAGCUGGUAGAUGAAGCAAAUGUUCCAGGGAGAUCUCACAAAAUAAAGUUCACCGCUGAACCAGUGCCUGCAAGAAAGAAGAGACUUUCAGCUGAAAAAGCAGCUGCUAAAGCUGCCAAGAAAAAGCAACAAAAGAAGCUUCACCUGUCCCCAUUGAAACCAGGACCUGCCAGUUCAAAAACAUUCAAGAAAGAUAAGGGAAAUUUCACUGUGAUUAAGUCUUCAGGACAAUCUGAAGAUGUCUACGUUUUUCCCAAAGGGAAAAUGAUAAACCUUUCAGACAUGGUUGGUAGUAAAAACUCAGAUAUUGAUGAAAAUGAAGCAAGAGAGAACUCUGACUCGGGCUCAGCAGAGAAAGGCAGAUCUGGAAACGCAUCAUCCCCAACUAGGAAAAAUAUUGUGAAGAAGUUUGCCAAUAAACAGUACAGGAUUAGAAAAAGUGUGGAAAAGAACCCAAAUCGGACAAGGCUUAGUGCUUUGCAGGCUACAGCUGGUGAGGUUGCCCCAAAGCCUAAAGACAAUCAAGAAACAAAAAGAAAAAUCAGAGAAAAUGAGGAAUUUAUUUUAGAAUUCCUCAGCAGACGACAGCCAUAUCAUGAUCACAAUUAUACCACAAUCUUUGGGCCACGAGAUACAAGUGAUGAUGAAAUGGAAGAAGGACAAGACAUUGCUGAAAUUGGUACCAGCCGAUCAUGUGCAUUAAGGUGGGGCCCUAUGCCUAAUAAAAAUGAAGAUGAAUCUGAGCAACCUAAAACACUAACUCUGACACUGAGUCAAAAUCAUGGUGAAGAUAUCAAUCCAAAAACCAUGACAAUUCCAGUGGUGCGCCUUGACAAGCUUCGCCUCCCCAGUGAUAUGACUGCCGUGCCUGUUCAGCUUGUCAGCUCAGAAGAGAUUGUUCAAAUGGGAACUGGUUCUGAGGAGCAGGCCGUUGAUGGAGUAGGAGAUACUGGGCAAAAGCCAUAUCCACCAAUGCCUAAAUCCCUGAUUGCAAAGAAGGGCAAAAUGCCAGUGCCAGAAGAAGUUUUAUCAUCCACUGAUGAAGAGGAAAUAAAUGUGACAACUUUAAAAAAGAAGAAGAAAAAACUUGUUGAAGGCAGUGCUGAAUGGGAAAGGAAAAUGGCCCUUAAGUAUAUCAGAGAACUGAAGAACAAAAAAGGCACAGAAAAGGGAAUUUUAGUUUGUAGACUAUGCAAGGACAAAACUUUCACUGCAACUGCAACACUCAUGUACCACUACAGAAGCCAUGCAGGGAUCAAGCCAUUUGUGUGCCUAAUUUGUAACACCACCUUUACCAGACAGCACAGUCUAAACUACCACAUGUUGAUUCACAAUAAUCAGAGCAGGUUUACUUGCAUUGACUGUGGAAGGAAAUUUAGGCACCCAAGCCAUUUUAAGGAGCACCUGCGGCGCCACACUGGUGAAACACCAUUUGAAUGUACAGACUGCGCCAUGAAGUUCAAGACAAGGAACACAUACAAGAGGCACUUGAAAACAAGACACGGCAAGCUGCUCACAGCCAGUGGGAUUUUCCUCUUGUCUGCAGAGGAAUUUAGCCUUGUGCGUACCAAGCCAUACAAAAAGACACUUAAACAGCAAGCAGAAGAAGCUGCAGCAGCUGGGCAUACAGUACAUGUGGAUUUUGAGGAUGAUGAGGAUGAUGAAGAAGAGGAAGAAGAAGAAGGUGGAAGCUCAUGAGAAAAUGUUUUAUUUGUUGUUGUUAAAUAGGAGUACAAAUUGAAUAGUAAUAUAAACGGUGUGCUGCUGGACAGCUUAGGAUAUAGCCAUAUAAUUCAUUGUGCCUCUAGAAUUGGGUUAUCAAGGCCAUUUCUCUUGUCAGAACGUCUGGAAAUUUAUCCAAAAUUUUAUUUUACAUAUCAAUUUGAAAGGGAAAAAAUUUCAUUGAUUGAUUGUUGUAUAUAAGUUGCCAUAUUUUACUUGACGAUGACGAAAUUCCAAAAAGCAUUUAUAUGGUUAAAGUUUAUUUUUAAAACCAGCUUUUGGGUGUUGUCGAGGUUAAUAGUAGGAAAGGCAACCUAAAAAGUUUUAUUAAGAUUAUGUAUAACGUGUAUCGAUAGAAUGCUUGAGAUUUAGUAUGAAAUUAUGAAGAAGAUUAGUAUGAAGUUGCCCUUAUUUCAAAGGGUUUAACACUUAGAUUAGAAGUUUCUAAAAAGCAUUUUUAUUUGUGAAGGAUACAUGAUCAGGUUCAGAAAAAGAUAUAUAUAUAUUUUUUGCAUUAUGUACAUUUGUAAAUAGCAGAAGAGUACUAGCUUUAUCUUUCUAUAUGCACCCACAUGUAUAUAUACAUAUAUUCUUUAUUACUGCUAUUGAUACUGAAUUUUCGCAGUUUAACUGUAUAAAGCCUAUGUAUUGCACAAACAGCUGUGGAAAACAUGAAAAUUAAAAAACUAAUAUACAACUUUUUCACCAAUUGGAUAUUACUCAAAGACCUUAUGUUUAGUCAUGAAUUUCAUGUAAUGUUCUCUUUCACAUAUACCUCAUUUAUUGGGAAACAUGUAUAGUGAUAAAUAAAAGACAGUAAUGUUAAUAA